Baudoinia panamericana UAMH 10762 is the source of this 2023-nucleotide messenger RNA. RefSeq lists its product as uncharacterized. Gene Ontology annotation, molecular function: transmembrane transporter activity. Bases 110 to 1600 code for a protein of 496 amino acids. The record is from RefSeq and is a predicted model, not a curated record. NCBI's taxonomy places the organism in Eukaryota, Fungi, Ascomycota, Dothideomycetes, Mycosphaerellales, Teratosphaeriaceae. The transcript is spliced from 2 exons. Gene Ontology annotation, biological process: transmembrane transport.
CUUUUGUUUCGCUGUCGUCCCUCUCCCUUUGCAUCGUCCCAGUCACAAUCCGGGAGUAGCUGUGAGACGGUUGUCGGCUCGAGGUGAAAAGCUUCGAAAGCGCGCCGAGAUGGACGAUGGUAAGAUUCAAGCCGAGAAAGACCUCCCAAGGGAGCGCGAUCAUGACUUAUCGUCACCGGAAUUCAGUUCGGUAGGCGGAGACUCAGCACUGCCAACCCAACAACGACCUGCCGACAUGGAGAAGGAAGCCUCGAUGCCAGCAGCGACUGGCCCACCUCCUCCACCAAACGGAGGGUACGGAUGGGUCUGUACUGCAUGCUGCGGUCUGAUUAACGCACACACCUGGGGUCUGAACUCAAGCUACGGUGUCUUCCUCGCUUACUAUCUCGCCAAUAACACGUUUCCUGGCGCAACAAGCCUGGAAUAUGCCUUUGUUGGAUCACUAUCCAUAUCAUGUGCCAUGCUCAUCUCACCAGUUGCUACUUACACAACGCGAGUGUACGGUACGAAGACAACUCUGUUCAUUGGCGUGGCGUUCGAAACGGCGAGCUUGAUCGGAGCGUCCUUCGCUUGGGCUAUAUGGCAGCUGUUUCUCAGUCAAGGUGUCUGUUUUGGUCUUGGUAUGGGCUUCUUGUUCGUCGGCUCCGUCGGCAUCGUACCGCAAUGGUUCACAACUCGGCGGUCACUGGCCAAUGGAUUUGCGACCUCUGGAAGCGGAUUAGGCGGUCUUGUGUACUCUUUGGCAACCGGUGCGAUGAUCCAGCGUAUCGGUCUUGCGUGGGCGUUCCGUAUCCUGGGCAUUGUGGCUUUUGCUGUGAACAGCAUAUGCGCAAUACUGAUCAAAGACCGGAACAAGAUCAUAGGCGCUUCGCAGCUCUCCUUUGAGGUUGGGCUUUUUAAGCGACCGGAGUACCUCCUCUUCAACGGUUACGGCUUCUUCAGCUUGCUCGCCUACGUCGUCCUUAUUUUCUCGCUGGCGAACUACGCCAAUGCGAUUGGUUUGACAGCAUCGCAGGCUUCAAUCGUCUCCGCAAUUCUGAACCUUGGUCAAGCGCUUGGCCGUCCACCUAUUGGGUACUUCAGUGACACCUUCGGUCGCAUAAAUAUGGCUGCACUAAUGACCUUCCUAAGCGGCCUUUUCGCGCUCGUCAUUUGGAUUUUCGCCAAGAGCUACGGAGUACUGCUCUUCUAUACUGUCAUCGGCGGAAUGGUGGCCGGCACAUUCUGGGUCACCGUUGCACCCGUUUCAGUCGAGGUAGUGGGCCUAAGAAAUGCACCUUCCGCCCUCAAUCUCGAGUGGCUGGUCAUUGCACUCCCUUCCACGUUCAGCGAGCCUAUCGCUCUGGAGAUAGUUGACAGGACGGGAAGUUACUUGGGCACGCAGCUGUUCACUGGGUUCAUGUACAUUGCUGCCGCCGGCUGCUUGGUGCUCAUGCGUGGCUGGAAGAUCGGCGAGUUGGACGAAUUGGCUCGAUUGAAAGGGCAGAGUCUGGACGAGCUCGAUGCGGUCGCAGCUACAGCGGACGAUAAUGACGCUGCGGCGAAAGCAGUGGGUCGGAAAAGCCUGCUCAAGAAUUGUUUGAAGUGGCGGAAAGUGUAGCAUAGCAAGUGAAUAUGUGCCAUGCCCGUUCUGAAUAUCAUCAUCAACACUCACGUGCCCUACGCCGCGCUAACACAAGCAGUACCCUCUCCGCCCCAUGCGCCUGGAGACAUGGUCGACUGUGUCAAUUGCUCAACCCUAUUGCAGUAUCCACUCGCUCUCAACGCAUUUUAUGAGUAGAUCAGCGAGCCUCAAACUGAAUCAUUCUAUUGGUCCGCUCCUUGUACAACACACGGUAACCACACUCUUUGCAGCGGAUAGGAUCAGUCUUCUUCAGCACUACUUUCGCGUCGCAGUCACCGCAUAGGUAGUGGACGGGGCGCGAUGUAUCUUCGAAAUUGCCACUGCCGGUGAUGUUGAAGCUUCCGAGAGACGUGCUUCCUGCGCCGGCGGCUGCACCACCUUGAUUUUGCUGCGACAGCG